Messenger RNA from Hibiscus syriacus, 1110 nucleotides. Its product is annotated as (+)-neomenthol dehydrogenase-like. NCBI's taxonomy places the organism in Eukaryota, Viridiplantae, Streptophyta, Magnoliopsida, Malvales, Malvaceae. The coding region runs from base 121 to 1017 and encodes 298 amino acids. The record is from RefSeq and is a predicted model, not a curated record. The transcript has 5 exons. Gene Ontology annotation, molecular function: oxidoreductase activity, acting on the CH-OH group of donors, NAD or NADP as acceptor. Gene Ontology annotation, cellular component: membrane.
CUGUUACAUGGCGGAGUAAUUGAAGACAUUGACAAGCAGAUAAUCCCAUAACACCUUCAAUAAAUUCUGAAGCGAUCCGUCGACACUCGACAGGCCUGCAAUUUGUUCUGCUCUCUUCUCAUGGCGGAGUCCCUUCGAAGAUAUGCGGUUGUCACCGGGGCGAACAAGGGGAUUGGACUGGCCAUAUGUAAGCUGUUGGCCUCUGAAGGGGUCAUGGUGGUCUUAACUGCUAGAGAUGAGAAAAGGGGCCUCGAGGCUCUCGAAAAGCUGAAACACUCUGGUCUCUCUGAUCACCUAUCUUUUCACCGGCUGGAUGUGACGGACCCUGCUAGCAUCACUUGCCUGGCAGAUUAUGUGAAAAACAGAUUUGGGAAGCUUGAUAUCCUGGUCAAUAACGCUGGUAUAGGCGGAAGUACAGUGAACCAUGAUGCUUUAAAAGACGCAAAAAUUUCUGGCAAUGAGGCAGACCUGCAAGCCGUUUGGAGUAAAGUUCUGAUUGAAACUUACGAGUUAGGGAAAGAAUGCAUUGAAACAAACUACUAUGGUGCUAAAGCUACGUCGGAAGCGCUUAUUCCUUUACUCCAGUUAUCUGAUUCUCCAAGGAUUGUUAACAUUUCCUCUUCCAUGGCCAAGUUAAAGUAUAUACCUAGUGAACAGCGCAGAGGGGAUUUAAGGGAUGCCGAUACAGUAGAGAAAAUCGAUGGGUUCGUUGCCGAGUUUCUUAAGGAUUUUAAGGAGGGUUCGUUAGAAAGCAAGGGUUGGCCAACUUUUCUCUCGGCCUAUACAAUCUCAAAAGCAGCCAUGAAUACCUAUACAAGGAUUUUGGCCAACAAGUGCCCAAAUUUCUGCAUCAACUGUGUUUGCCCUGGUUUCGUCAAAACAGAUAUAAAUAACAAUACCGGUCACUCGACUCCCGAAGAAGGCGCAGCGAUUCCGGUCAAGUUAGCGCUCUGGCCGAGCGGCGGUGCCCCUUCCGGCCUCUUUUUCGUUCAGGGUGAACCAUCAUCAUUUGAAUGAAACUACUGAUAAAAGAAUCAAAUCCCGUCAAAGAGGCUGCAUGUGAACUCAGUUCAGGAUUGUGUCUUCAUCAUUGAUGGUGUAAUGUUCCAU